CCCGCUUACGGCCCCUUUAAGAAAGCCGCGCGGCUCUCUGACGCGACGUCUCUCGGCCCUGCUCCCCUGCCCGUUUUUCUGCGAAAUCAACAAGAGACGAAGGCAAGCUAGUAUCCGCAAGCUCCGAGCCAACGGUGCUGGCUUUAUCUCUCCACACAGUAGGAGGGGCGGAGGGGGACGCAACUGGUAUUUCUGUUUAGUUUUUUUUCUCCUCUUCGCCUCAGUGUUCGCCUGUCUAACCGCUCGACGCGCAGCAGGAGACGACAUUGAGUCGGUGCACAGAAACAAGCGGAUAUUGUCGGCAUGGAUGGAUCAAGUGAGCAGAUUUCGCCGUCACACUGGCGCUAAUUUAGAGGUCCUGAGCAGCAGGUGUACUGAAGGAUAAAGCAGACUCACGGCAAUCUCAGUGUUCAUGAAACUUUGCUACGAUUUACGUGCUGGGGUUGCCGUCCGCCAUGUUAAGGUAAAGCCCAGGUGCGCGGUGUUGACCAUGCUAAAGCGCCUGGACAAGAUCCGCUUCCGAGGCCCCAGGACUAGAGACGACUUCCCGGAUCUGAACGAGUCGCCGCCCGCCUCCGACAACGAAUGUAGCGACGACAUGCAGCUGAAGCCGAGAGCAGCGCCGCGAGACAUCGAGGAGAGCCUGCAAGACCCUGCAGGUUCGGAGUCUCCCAGCAUGGCAGUGGCCAUCCAGGACUUCCAGAGGUCGGAGUCCGACCGACUCAAUGAAGUCAAAGGUCACCUGGAAAUUGCCUUAUUGGAGAAACAUUUCUUACAGGAGGAGCUGAGGAAGCUGCGGGAAGAGACCAAUGUGGACUCUCUGCGGCAGGAGCUGGACAGGGAGCGGAGCAAGAGGAUAGACCUGGAGCAGAAGAUGAACGAGGUGCUCAAGACCAGGCUGGAGGACUCUCCGCCGCAGCCUCCCCGGAAACAGCAGUCGCCCUCAAACAAUGAGACAGCAGAUAAACAGCAGAAGGAGGUCUGGAGCUCGCGCCUUCAGAAGUGGCUGCACGAGCGCUUCGGGGUUUACAUCGAAGACUUCCGCUUCCAGCCGGAGGAAAGCACCGUGGAGGUCGAGGAGCCGCUAAGUGCUAAACGGCUAACAGAAAAUAUGAGGCGACUCAAGCGAGGAGCCAGACCCGUCAUCAACUUCUUAAGGAACCUCUCCGCCUUAUCUAAUUGGCACUCCGUCUACACCUCAGCUAUUGCCUUCAUUAUCUACAUGAAUGCUGCUUGGCAUGGCUGGGCCAUUCCCAUGUUACUCUUCCUGGCUAUCCUGCGCUUGUCCUUAAAUUACCUCAUCGCCAGAGGUUGGAGGAUCCAGUGGAGCAUUGUGCCUGAGGUCUCUGAACCCACGGAGCCUCCCAAGGAAGACUUGACCGUGUCUGAGAAGUUCCAGCUCGUACUCGACGUUGCACAAAAAGCCCAGAACCUGUUUGGGAAAAUGGCAGACGUUUUGGAGAAGAUAAAGAACUUGUUCAUGUGGGUGCAGCCGGAGAGCACACGGAAACUUUACAUUUGCCUGUGGAUGGCUUUCAUCACCUCCUGCGUCCUGCCGUACAAGCUGAUGGGCUUCAUGAUGGGCCUGUACGCCGGCAUUAAGUUCUUCAUCAUAGACUUCCUGUUCAAGAGCUGUCCGAAGCUGCGGGACAAGUACGACACGCCCUUCAUCGUGUGGAACAGCCUCCCCACGGACCCUCAGCUCAAAGAGAGGACCAACGCCACCGUGUUGCGGCGGCUCUCUGGCACUGAGAAGGUAGGGACUCUGAUUCAGCCAGUGGUCUCUAGGAACAGCCUUGCCACCAUCCCAUGUGGGGUGAGCAGGGAGGAGGAGGCGGGGCGCUCCCACAGCACCAAGAAGGGAGCGUUUCAUGAGAUCUUCAACCUGCUGGAGUCAGAGCGCCCUCUGGCGGUGUGUGAGAACGGCUGGAGGUGUUGCCUAAUAAACAGGGACAGGAAGAUGCCCACGGACUACAUCAGGAACGGAGUGCUCUACGUCACAGAGAACUAUCUGUGCUUUGAGAGCUCCAGCUCCAGAUCCACCUCUUCCAAGAAGAAUAAAGUUAUCAAGCUGGUGGACAUCACUGACAUACAAAAGUACAAAGUGCUGUCGGUCCUACCAGGAAGUGGGAUGGGCAUCUCCAUAGCAACUCCUUCCACUCAGAAGCCGCUGGUGUUUGGCGCCAUGAUCCACAGAGACGAGGCUUUCGAGGCCAUCUUCACCCAGUACGUGAAGAUCAUGACCACCACCAAACCACCAGCCAGCGCGGAGCUCUAGGCGGCCUGUAUCUCGGCAACAGACCCCCACCCCGGGGCUCGCAUCGGGGCGGGGGCAGAGAGCCUCCUGACAUUCAACUGGAAGACACUUGGAAAACCCCACCGCACCCCCUCUGCUCCGUGUGAUUCUCAUCAUGUAGUUGGGAUUUAGUUGCAUCACACACACUUUUCGGUGGGUGUUGGAUAAUUAACAAAAUCGGGGCAGGGUUGAGGAUCGGUGUGAUUUUGAUCAAUCGGUAGAAGGCUGGCGGGGGGCGGGCUGGUUCUCCUCUCCCACCUCGCUGACCGACUGAUUGGUUUCCUGACUUGCUUGUAUCCGUGUUUGCAUGUGUGAGUGGGUGUGUGCGCAAAAAGCGAUGGUCUUAACGCGCGUCAAGUGGCUCUAUUUACGUCUGCCGCGGUAGGAAGAUGUCAAGAAGUGCUAACGUCGGCCGUCAGAUGAAUAUCAUACGACACGUGGACAGGAGGUUCUCUUAGCUGCCAGACGUCUGUAGGAGCACACAUGUGAAUGUUAGCUCUCAGUGCAACAGCAUUUAGAUGUUUAACUGGCUGACCGGUGCCCAACACAAUUAUGUGAGUGGUAAUUUUUUUCUUUUUUUUUCUAAAUAAAUGUGUACUAGCUGUGGAAACGUCAGAUCGCUGUUUAACUGACGCGGAGCCUUUCUGUUGGUUCACAUCGCUGCGGUCGGAGUCGUAUUUGUCCUCUUCUUGCUAGACACACAGCAGCAACAGUUUGUUUUAGUCUUCUUUGUCCACCCAACGGAAAACGUACGCAGAGUCCAGCAUCCGCUUCGCUUCUUCGCUUUUUUGUACGUCUGAAACGUGUUGGGAUUUUUCAUUUUUUUUUUUCAUUCCUUUUGUGAUUUUUAAAAAUUUAUUUUUAACCGAGUACCUGGUGGUCACGGAGCUGCUGACUGCGUCCGAGGCGAGAGCACAACCACCGGUCAAAGGUUCAAACACUGACUGCCAUCUAGAGCUACGGAGAACACAACCUCCCCGUGUCCACGCUUCUCCCGUCAAGGCACAAUCUGUACAUAUAGAGAGGGUUUCUACGACGGUAUUCUCGCUGCACUUUAGUACAACCACAACUGGAAUUCGUGACAUUUUAGGUUUGCGGUGAAUCGACUUUAAAUAUAUUCCCUAUUUGAGCUGGAAUCCAGUCAGUGUUGGCUAAUGGUCUCAAAGCGACCGCUUGUGUCCCGUGGUAUUUCUCGCUUGCGGUCAGAGGACCUUGUAUUAACAACAGAUUGACGUCUUCAAAUGGACCCUAAAAGAAGGCGGUACUUUGGCUCGCGCGUUAUAGUGUUGCGGUAUUUCCGCCUUUUUUAAAUCCUAAAUAUAAACCUCCAUUGUCCACCAGUCCAGAUAUUAAACGUGCCUCUUUCUGAUUGGCUUAUUCUGACUUGCAUCAAUGACCAGCUCGGGCUGUUUGUGGUCACAUAAGUAGUGAUAUACGUUCUGGAGUUAUUUAAAUAAUUUGUUGUCAAACUGGAAAACUAGAACGAUGAGCUGACAUGCCUCAUUUCAUUUUUUUGUGUCUUUUGCCUGAUUUCUCUCCCUUGUCUGUAACAUCCAGGUGCUCUUCCACUUGUUAUGUAAGCGCUUGUAAACAGUCGUGUGUGAAGUAUAUGGAUACAAGUCUAGACUGAACGUAAUAUUUCGAUGGCACUUUAUUUUAAAGAGGCCGUUCGUGAGAUUGAAGCCGGCCUUUACUCUCGCAGAGCGGUUGGAUCCGUAGACGUGUGAUGCCAAACUACAGCCAACGCUACGCCGUGUUGGGGGAGAGGAGUGGAGGCGGGGCCUGAUGGGACUUGGGGUCAUUUCUCUUCCGACUUUAGUACGAGAGACGGUAGCUAUUCCACCUUCCCAGCUCCUAUCUGCCGAGCAGCACACGCUUUAGUUUAUAAUGUGUACAUCUUACAGAACACUGUUAAAAAAGGGGGAUGCCUUGACAUCUUAUAUUUACUUUAACUCACUGGACACCUCUUCAUGGAUGAUGCAAGCUCACACUCGUGAACUUGGUCCCCUACGAAUCUAGAUUAUUUUCUUCUAUCUGCACUUCACACUUCAAAUGUCUAGGUUUCCCUUAAAGUCCAAACAAGUCAUCUUAUCAUGAUUAGAAUCAACUGAGCUGGAUAUGAAGUUGCCCGAGAGGCAGUGGACCAGUUCAAAGAACCACUUUUUCUCCCUUUUUCUUUUUUAUUAGUUCAAACUAAUUAAGGAUGGAGAUUUAUUAUUUUUCUCUCUCUGACGUUCAUUUGUAUGAUUUGACUUGUCAUCAAUCGGCUGCCUUCCCAGAUAUGGAUUUUAUAUUUUUGUUUCGGAAUAAAUUGGAUCCAUGACCAGGGGACCCCUGUGGGAUAUUGGAGCCGGUGAAACCAGUAAAGUAAUUAACGCUGUGUCACUGUGUGAUUCGAUGGCUCGUUGUCGUCCUUAAAGCUUUUACCUGCAGCCUUUUGUAAUCUGUGAAGUCUGAAGACCAGUUCUCUGGGGGUCCAGAGACUCCAACAAGGCUGCACAGAAUGUAUCACAUUCUAAAUGUCUCAAAUAUAUAUAUAUUUUUUUCUUCUUUUUGCCAAAUCUUUUAAUUUUCCAUCUGCCAUAUUCUGCCUACGCUCAUGUUUACAGAAGGUUGUAAAAAAAAUGUGGUAUUGUUUUUCUUCUUUUUCUUCUCUGAAGCCAGUUUGAAUUCCUUAGACUGGAGUUAUGAAGACUGGACCGCUAUUCUUAAUGCCUCGGCUCUCAUUGGCUCCCGCGCGCCGCUCACGUGACUAUUUUUGCUCCUCUUUUGACCAAUCGGAAAGUGAAAUCACGGCAACAACGCAAGCAGUAUUUUGAACCGCAUGCAAAUGGUCACACCGGCAGCUCGGUGCUUCUUUACGGUGCGGAGGGCAGAGAUGGUCAUGGUGCACUGAAACGGCUGCGUCAGCGUUUUUGACAAGUAGUUUGUCCGUGGUGAAAGAAAGACGGGGAAAAGGAAAGUUUUUUUGGGCGGGGUAUUUAUUUUUUAAAGGAAAAUAAAACCGUUGCACUUUUUGUAGAAACAGUUCAAGGCAAUGUCAAAGGAAUGUUUCAACAUUUUGGGAAACUGGUUGAAAAAUUUGACAAUCUGAUGUGGUUUGAACCACAUGUGGCUUUUUAGUCAUUUUCACACGCCAAAUUGUUUUUUUUAAAUGUAUUUAGUUUAGCCUAAAAUCACAAAUUAGAGAGGGCUUUACAAUCUGUACACAUCCUCCUCGCAUCGGAACAAGAAAAACAGUAAGUGAAGUUGGAAGAUUCUGUCUUUGAACUUAACACCAAGAAGUCAACAGGAGUGUUUCCCAACAUGUCCACAUAUUCCUUUGACCUUGACCGCCAUGCUCUCUCACGACACUCCUGAGUGUCCAAAUGUUGUCAAAAACGUUGGCGUUGUCUCCGGGUCACCGCGUGGCCUCGCUGUGGUAUUGCAUAUGAAGUUCUUCUGUGUUACUGUGAGUGAUGGGUUUUUCCCAAGAAGCAUUUAAGCGCACAGCAAACUGUACCAGAGGCUGCAAACAUCCCGACGUUAUGACGGAAGAGAAUGAAUAAAAGCUAAACUUAAAUCAAUGUUAAGAAUCUCAAGGAUCCGGUCCUGUUUUAUGGGCCGAGUCGGCGUCGCACUCGGUACCGUCGGCCAGUUGCUCAUCCAGAUGUUACCGCUGUCAUCGCAGCCACUGAUUGAUUUGUCCCCUGUGACGAUUCCACGUCCUCAUUUCUUUCUCCUAUUUUUUUGUCAGAGGAAUUUGUAUACAAAUUAUUGAAAUGUACAGUAAAGGAGUUUUUAAAAAGACAUGUCUAUUGUAAAGGAUAAUGUGAUGUACAUUUUUUUUUUAAUUUAAGUAAAUGAAUUUAAGGUA
This is a messenger RNA of Pseudoliparis swirei, 6152 nucleotides long. It is a transcript of the gene gramd4a, whose product is annotated as GRAM domain containing 4a. Gene Ontology annotation, biological process: negative regulation of toll-like receptor 9 signaling pathway; apoptotic process. The coding region runs from base 413 to 2278 and encodes 621 amino acids. NCBI's taxonomy places the organism in Eukaryota, Metazoa, Chordata, Actinopteri, Perciformes, Liparidae. The transcript has 20 exons. The record is from RefSeq and is a predicted model, not a curated record.